AAGUGCUAAGACGACAUGGCAUCCAAUCCUCCUGCCAUCAAAAGUUACAUGAGGUACAUACAUCUUAGGAUAGAGCGUGUCUCACUGCAUGCGCGCAUGUAUGAGCCGCAGCAUUAUUACCGCCUCGUCCAACGAACCUCAUCAGAAUGGAUACAGAUCCUCUUGCAUCGCGCACUCGGUUUGCCCUAUACAACUGGCCGCGUCGACUUUCUUCAUCUCCCAAGGCAACCAGCCGAGAGACACAGGGCGACGGUGGUGAGCAGCCAUUACCAGCUAGGCGUUCGAGCUUGGGGGUGUGUGUCUGUGGUGCCGUGCAAGAUGAGGAUGACAAGCUGCCGGCGGAGCGUGGCCGUCGCUGCCGCCUUGGUGCUGCUGGCGUUCGGGUGCGGCAUGGUGGAGAGCCGCCGCCUGGCCAGGAUGGGCCUCGACAUUCACCUGGGCGCCGGCCUUGGAGUGGGAGGACGGGUGCCAGCGUCCGGGUCAGGAUCUGGUUCCGGCUCCGUGGCUGGAGCGGGCUCGACCGCUGCGUCUAGAUCAGGCUCAGCUUCUGUUCGAGGGGCCAGCUCGUCCGCUCGGUACAGUGUUGGAAGCUCGGGCCGCACUUGUAUAUAUAGAAAGGAUGCCAUGGCUUACAAGACGAGAUCGAGAGAUCGUUACUGAGAAUGAUCGUUACAGGAGAAUCAGGAGAAGGGAGAUAACAGAAGAAGAGAUAGAGAAGGGUACAAGUUUAAACAGAUAUCUAUCGCUAUACAACUCUAUCUCUAACCAACUAUUCUAACACUCCCCCUCAAUCUGAACCUUAUGAAACUUUGCUAAGGUUAAGAUUGUACUUGAACUCGUCCAACCUUCUCAUGGUGAGAGGUUUUGUAAACCCAUCGGCAAGUUGACCUCCAGUAAGUAUAAACCGAAUAUCCAGUAGCUUUCGAGCUACUCUUUCUCUGACAGAAUGAAAAUCAAUCUCAAUGUCUUUUGUGUGUGCAUGAAAGACCGGAUUUGCUGAGAGAUCGGUUGCACCAAUAUUGUCACACCAUAACC
Molecule: messenger RNA, 1035 nt
Organism: Triticum aestivum (bread wheat)
Lineage: Eukaryota; Viridiplantae; Streptophyta; Magnoliopsida; Poales; Poaceae
Exons: 2
Coding region: 16-660 (214 amino acids)
Source: RefSeq, a predicted model, not a curated record